Molecule: messenger RNA, 732 nt
Organism: Paraglomus occultum
Lineage: Eukaryota; Fungi; Glomeromycota; Glomeromycetes; Paraglomerales; Paraglomeraceae
Source: the annotation of a GenBank genome assembly
AUGCGUCCAUUUGCCAUUUUUGCCUUCUCGUCCAUUCUAUGCAUCACGCUCAUAGCCCUCCCGAUAAAUGCCGAACUUGUUUGCCCCAUAGAUAUCCCCUUAAGUACUUGCGCCGCAUGUCAAGCUGCCAUUGACUCGAUUUUUUCUCCAAACUACUUUAAUGGUAAUAUCCCUCCUCCUGAUAAGUUUCACCCAUGUGACUUUUAUAGUCGAACGGAAUGGGAAGUCAUCCGUCGUUGGAGACCCGGAACUAGCCCUUUUGAUGCAACUGUCCCCCAAUUACUCAAAGAUGCGUUCGACGCUGCAUGCUCAAACUCAAGUACGUGCACCGAGCAAGAGGCUAUCGAUGGAUCCAAGAUUAUCGAAACCGGAUGCGGAGAACUAGUUGAAGCCAGCAACGAUGCUGGAAUUGUAAAUGCUACAACGGCCUAUAUAAUACUUCGAAACAUUUUUCCAGAGAAAAAUGUCUAUUGCAACAAAGACGCGAAUGGAGACAAUUAUGGCUGGCAAAUUCUACGUGACGUUAUAAAUUAUGCAGCAACAAUAGUUCCACGGGGCAUAGCUGGUUUAAUAGUUCCUCCUAACCCGGCUCUCGUCUUUGUCACAUUCGACAACACGACUGGAAGCCCCUCCGUCUAUGGUAUUCCUGAUUCAGUUAUCUGUAGCAAUGCCUACAAAUACAUGCCAAAUUACUCGUUCAAGACAAUUGUAACGUUUUACCGCAAAAUGUAA